AUGGACCGACCCACCGCCGAGUACGCACAGUCAGACCCGACUUCCGUCACUACUGCCGCGGCUCCUCAUUACCCUCACCCGCCGCAAUCUGAAGGACGCCCAAACCCGCAGUACUCCCACACGCCGCAGCCCGAGGCCCGGCCCGCGAACAUUUCCUCGUCCAACACCCCCCAACCCGAGUACGGACUGAACCCACCGCCUGCUCGUUCGCCCGCAUACCACCAGGAUUACCUCCCGCGCCCGCCAUCUUUUGCUCCCAACUCUCAACCCGGUGGUGCGCCCGGUAUGGCUCAAGCAACAAGUCCGUUCCAGCCCACUCCCUCUGCCAUCACCACCUCUUCUGCUUCUCCUGUACCCAUGACUUCUUCUCAUUCUGUUGCUCCCGGCUCGCUUCCGGCGUCCGACUCGAUCGCGACGCCGCGCAGUCCUGACCCGGAACCCGAAGCUACUCUUGCCUCGUUGCCCGCCUCCCACAACUUCACCUCUGACGCGCCUAUCCCUCUAGAUCCCUCGCUGCCGGCCAACAGCCCGACUUAUCCCCCUCCUUACUCCCCCUAUCAGCCACAGGGACACGAGAUGGCGCAGUAUCAGGGGCACCCUCCUCCUCCGCAUCAGAUGUACGCGCGCCCGGACUGGGGACACGGCUAUGGACAGCAGCAUCACGGUCUGCCGGGGCCCUAUGCCUCCCCCGCGGCCACCACGGUUAGUUCUCCUUCCUCUGUGGCGACCGGAGGGUCGCGCACCGGUCAGGUCUACUCCUUCGUCCCCAUCCCGGGAGCUCAGCAACACAAGCGGCCCCGUCGUCGAUACGAGGAGAUUGAGCGGAUGUACAAGUGUGGAUGGAACGGUUGUGAGAAGGCAUAUGGUACCUUGAACCAUCUGAAUGCUCAUGUGACGAUGCAGUCUCACGGUGCCAAGAGAACCCCUGAAGAGUUCAAGGAGAUCCGCAAGGAAUGGAAGGCCCGUAAGAAGGAGGAAGAGUCCCAACGCAAGGCCGCGGAAGAACGGGAACGAGCUGCUGCCCAAGCAGCCCAGGCCGGCCAGGUGGACGCUCCUGGCUCCUCUGACCCAUCACAGGGUGGCCCUCCCUCCGCGUACGGCAACGGUGUCCGUCCUCAACUGCCUCCCAUCGGCUACCAGCCCGCCGACGGUCAAGUCCAAAGCCAGUAUGGGGGCCCCAGCAACGGAAUGGUUUACCAGAGUAACGGACAGAUGGGAUACCCUCCCAACUAUCCUCACUCUCCAUACCAGAGCGGCCCUGUAUACCAGCAACUCCCGGACUUCUUCGAACUGUACUUUGCAAUCGCUGCCCUGCUCUGUAUUCUGAACCACGAUAUCCCAUUGUCUGACCUGCGUCACCUGCGUCACCUUGUCACCGGAUUCGCCUCCAUCCCCUCCCGGUUUUGCCCUUGCUCUGGAUAUCACUCAUCCUGUGAUCUGCUGUCCAUUGCCCUCGACAUCUUUGAUACCAUCUUCUUGCAGGCCUUCUAA
Penicillium oxalicum is the source of this 1491-nucleotide messenger RNA. Its product is annotated as putative C2H2 transcription factor (Con7). The record is from RefSeq and is a predicted model, not a curated record. Gene Ontology annotation, biological process: regulation of DNA-templated transcription. NCBI's taxonomy places the organism in Eukaryota, Fungi, Ascomycota, Eurotiomycetes, Eurotiales, Aspergillaceae. The transcript has 5 exons. Bases 1 to 1491 code for a protein of 496 amino acids.